Molecule: messenger RNA, 1288 nt
Organism: Capra hircus (goat)
Lineage: Eukaryota; Metazoa; Chordata; Mammalia; Artiodactyla; Bovidae
Product: interferon beta-2
Exons: 1
Coding region: 695-1255 (186 amino acids)
Biological process (GO): humoral immune response; B cell differentiation; cytokine-mediated signaling pathway
Cellular component (GO): extracellular region
Molecular function (GO): cytokine activity; type I interferon receptor binding
Source: RefSeq, a predicted model, not a curated record
UAAAUAUAUUUAGUUUUAAGUGAAUGAUAAUUGCUUUACAAUAUUGUGUUGGAUUCUGCCAUACAGCAACAUGAGUCAGCCGCAGGUAUACAUAUCUCCCUUCUCUCUGGAACCUCUCCCACCCCUCUAGGAACAUCACUCUAUUGUAGAUAGAAAAAAAUAGGUGCCUUUGUUAAAAUCAUAAACUGCAACUAUUAAUGUUUGGUAAUACCAGAUUUGAGAAUGAAACCUAAUUCUUAUGAAAAAGAAAACUCUUACAAACAAGGCCCCUUCUCCACAAAUCUCAUAAUAUUAAAAGUAAAAAAAGAAAAAUCUUUCGAAAUGAACGAAUCCUGUAAUAAUCAAGUACAAAAGAUGUGGCUUAUAUUUUUCUUUAACAUUCAGCAAUUCCUUGAAACUUUACAAACAUUAGAAAUUCUCAGUUUCUAUAUCUUUUUUCCCCAUAGUAUAUAUAAAUUAAAAUAGCAAGGAGCGUAAAGAAAAAGAGUUUUAGAGGCAACUAAUAAUUCAAAUGACAUGGGAAAACUGAAAGGGAGACCUGAAAGUGGGAAAUUCCUCUCAAAUAGUAAGAAUGGAGGGCCACCCUGUAUAAGUAGCCCACACUCAAGGAGGAAGGACAUGCACUCUGCAAACUCCUGAAGACUCAGCUUCAGCACCUACUAGCAGAACAGGCAGCCCUGGGCCUGAUUUCACCAUGACCUACCGGUGCCUCCUCCAGAUGGUUCUCCUGCUGUGUCUCUCCACCACAGCUCUUUCCAGGAGCUACAGCUUGCUUCGAUUCCAACAAGGGCGGAGCCUUGAGGUGUGCCAGAACCUCCUGUGGCAGUUACCUUCAACUCCUCAGCAUUGCCUCGAGUUCAGGAUGGACUUCCAGAUGCCUGAGGAGAUGAAGCAAGCACAGCAGUUCCGGAAGGAAGAUGCCGUAUUGGUCAUGUAUGAGAUGCUCCAGCACAUCUUCAAUAUUCUCACCAGAGACUUCUCCAGCACUGGCUGGUCUGACACCAUCAUUGAGCACCUCCUUGAGGAACUCUAUGGGCAGAUGAAUCGUCUGGAGCCAAUCCAGAAGGAAAUAAUGCAGAAGCAAAACUCCACUAUGGGAGACACGACCGAUCUUCACCUGAGGAAAUAUUACUUCAACCUCGGGCAGUACCUCAGGUCCAAGGAGUACAACAGGUGUGCCUGGACAGUCGUGCAAGUGCAAUUGCUCAGGAACUUUUCUUUCCUGAAGAGCCUAACAGGUUACCUCCGGGACUGAACAUCUCCCACCUGUGGCUCUGGGAAUGGACAA